Silurus meridionalis is the source of this 3408-nucleotide messenger RNA. RefSeq lists its product as uncharacterized. Gene Ontology annotation, biological process: regulation of transcription by RNA polymerase II. Gene Ontology annotation, molecular function: DNA-binding transcription factor activity; RNA polymerase II cis-regulatory region sequence-specific DNA binding. The record is from RefSeq and is a predicted model, not a curated record. Bases 136 to 1764 code for a protein of 542 amino acids. NCBI's taxonomy places the organism in Eukaryota, Metazoa, Chordata, Actinopteri, Siluriformes, Siluridae. The transcript is spliced from 3 exons.
ACCCCGAGCAGCAUCCGGAAGUGAUGUACCGCUAGAGAAGGAAAGAUGGCGGAGUAUCAACAGCUGCACGACCGCUACAUAUUCUUAAACAUGACAUUGCUAUGAGUUUGGCUAUAAAGGCAGCAGUACAGUGUAAUGGACAAGGAUAGAUUCGCUUCAGCACCCAGCUCCUGGCUGGAGAUGAAUAACUUCAUUGGUGACCUUAUGGCCUUUAGUGCAUCUGGCUCUGGUCAGCUACUGAAAUGCACGAACAAUCAAUCUCUCCGCACUGCCUGGGAAAGCGUGGCGCCCGAGACACCAGCAGCCAAAUCAUGUUUUCCUGCUCAGAUUGACCCACACAGCCAGAUCCAGAGGAAAAACAUGGCAGGAAUCUGUUCGAACUCUGGACAGAGGAUUGAGGAGCCUGCAAAUUGUGAUGAGCAACAGUUACGCUCGUAUGCCUGCAGAUGUCCAGGCUGUCCUCUGUCUUCAGCGUCCAACCCUGCAUCCACUAUGCACCCCCUCUGCCUGAAAGCCAGAGACAAUUCGUCCUCUCAGGCGGGAACCUCAAAAGCGUCUGCCUCACAAUCCAAGGAGCUAAACACAGUCACGUUUGGCCUGGGCUCCUGCCUCAGCCUGGCUCUUUCUCUGGAAGAGCGAAACAGCGAAUCGAGCAGCUUGUCCAACCCGGAAAGCCAGGACAAAGGCACAAACACGCACAGUUCGAACACUGCUUCAACCUCCAACUCCCAGAUCUGCCCAACGCCUCUCCAGGCCUUCCCCUGCUUCUGCUGCCACCCGUGUCCUCAUCUCCUGCAUCCCCAGCAGUCAUCUGAUGGCCAUUUCGCCCACACUCACUCUCACCACCACUAUCACCACCACCAUCACCACUGCCCGCUCACUGCCUGCCUGUUGUGCCAGCGCUCCUUCAACUGUUCACAGCAGGACGGUCAAGGCCAGCGCCAGCACCCGUGCAUGCACUGCUCGGCACUGUUCAUGCGGCCCUCACAGCUGCUUCAGCACCAGCGCACUCAGCACUCGUCCAAAACCGGUGGCUUCCUCUGCCCAGAGUGCGGUCGCGUCUUUAACUCGCACAGUAACCUUCGUGUACACCUUAACGUGCACACAGGGGCGCGUCCCUACACGUGCGCCGAAUGUGGCAAGAGUUUCAGCCAGUCGGGUGCGCUCAAAAUCCAUCGGCGCGUUCACACAGGCGAGCGGCCGUACACAUGCACCUACUGUGGACGGGGCUUCCCUCAUCUGGCCGGUGUCCGGGCACAUCAGCGCAUUCACACCGGUGAGAAGCCAUACCAGUGCACACAGUGUGGCAAAGGCUUCACGCAGUCUGGCGCCCUCAAGGUUCACAUGCGCGUCCAUACAGGCGAGAGGCCCUUUAUUUGUAGCCUGUGCGGCAAGGGCUUCUCGAACCGUUCCGGGGUCCGCUUUCAUCAACGUACCGCACACGGCAUUAUCACCGAGCCCAAUUCUGUUGGACGGCCAAGCCUGGCCGGAGGGAACUCAGAAGUCCAGCAGAAGCAGGCUGAUCAGACAGGAUCCUCUGAGCCCAUGGAGCAAACUCCUCUCCCGAGCAGAAAAAACUCGGAGAGAGAGGAAGUUGGAAGAUCCCUACCUUACGGCUGCGAGGAUUGUGGUAUGCGCUUUCAGGAUGCUCUCUCCAGAAACAGGCAUCAGGCAUUAGAGCAUUACUCCACGGAGGAGGAAGAUCAGACUGAGACACAAAGAAACACACAAGGGGAACAUGAAGCGAAAAAGACAUUGGUCUAGUAAUACUCGAAUACCCCAUUGUAAAACACGUUGAAAAAACAGACGAGUGUGUAGGUCAGUUAUACCACACUAGGUCAGUGCUAAAACCUUUUUGACCCAGACCAUAAAAAAAUGGUUCUCUAUGUGGCCUUAAAUUAAUGAAAUUGGUUUUAAGCACUUUUAACUAAAAAUUUAUGACAAAUAUUGUACUAAAAACGAGUUACGUGUGUUGAUUUUGAGGACUUCAGAAUGUUCUCCCAUGUGUGUCCAUGUUUCCAUUGCUUUAACUGUCUUUAUCAGUGUUCAUAGGUCAUGUGCAAAAAACAGCUUUAUUUGCCAUUAUUAGUUUAAUUAUUAACAUUUUAGAUGUUUCAUUUUCUUAAUACACACACACACACCUCUGUGUCUCUAGCUCUCUCUCUUUUGUUCUCCAUCUUGUCUCUCACACUUUUAUCCCAUCUGCUGCUCACUGAAACAGAAAAUACUUCUUACAUUACCACUUCCCCUAGUACUUCUCUCCAUUCACAAACAGGUGCUUGGCCACACCCCCACUUCCAUAAUUAUUAUAAUAAUUAUUAUUUUUUUUAUUUUUAUAGUGGGUCUCAGUUCAGGGUGGCAGGAAUAGUGCUACUAUGCUGGUAUUGUAAAAGGGAUGUAAUACAUUUAGGUGGAAAGAGUCCACCUAAUGAUGGAAUAAAUGUCCAUUAAAAAAAGACUGACAGGUGGAAAAACAGUCCCCAAGCAUGCUAGCAUGGACCAGAAGGUCAACAACGAAACGCAGGUGGGCCAUUCGGAAUAAGAAGGAGAAAUCAAAUCUUUAGUGAGCCGUGAUUGGGACAGUGCGAGAAGGAACUGAAACCGAGGCAGGAGAUGGAACAAAUGAAUAAUGGAGGUGUCCAUCUGAAUGGAUUCAGGACUCACUGAUGUGUGAAACAUUGAUGGCCCACUACUGGAGGAGGUUCAACGAGUACAGCAGGGUUGCUUAGAGGAUGUUGCUGGGUUUGGCGAUGAAUACAAACAGUAUUUAAAAACUAUGCGUGUGACUUGGGAGCAAACCUAAUGAAGAGCAAAGAGGCUGGGACAGGAGGCCACAGUGAGCAAAGGAAUACAAUCAGGAACACAUCUUGAAACAACAGGUUUUAAUGAUGAUGUAUGAAACUGUACAUUUUUAGUCAAUUUUUUAAACUAUUAACUAUUUUAUAUAGUUUAUUGCUUUAACAUGGAGCACUUACGAUAUUACAAAUUUACAUGUGACUGCAUGUAUGUACCUUUUGUACUUUAAAAAAGACAUCCACUUUCCUACUAUCGUGGGUAUGGGUCAGGAACGGACCCCUUGGACAAACUGACUGUCAUGAGCUGUGUCUCAAUCUGAAAACCAUUACCACGUGUUUAAACGUUUUUACUAGAUUUUAAAUACCCUGUAAAUUGGUAUGCAGAGGCUUUUGAGUAGGUUUGUAGGCUACACAAGAGUAUUUUCUUAUUCAAACCCCAAUGUUAACAGUGAAAUACAUACUGCAUACUGUAUAGUUCGUAAUUAUGUGCAUUUAAGACACUAUAGUCUUUGAAGUGCAUUGUGAUUAUAACGUAACAUCACUGGUAUGUGUGUUGUAUAUUAGUGUGUUUAUUUUGGGGGAUUUGUACAAUUAAAGCACCAAAUGAGCUCAG